AAUUCCCACGAUCGAUGCGCCUUCUUUGAAACCAAGCCUGGAGUUGCUGCUGCCUCGCGCCCUUCUCAAUCUGACACGACAGUGCAGAUUGCGUGUGGUUGAUUCCUCCUCGUGCUCUUCGGUUGACCCGUGUGGUUUUGCCUGCUUGCUUUCCAUGGUUGAUUUUCCGUCUGCUUGCUAGGUGCGGUCGUACUAACAUGUUCACUUAUCGUUUGCGCUGCGCUCCCGUCUCGCCGAUGCUUUGGUUUCCUGCGGCAUUUUGAGGUCAAUUUUUGAGCAAUCAUCGUUGGGUUCAAGUGUCCUACAGUGGAUGGGGCGUUGCUAUCACAAUUAAUCACGCCUAAUGCAGUGCAUGAAUACAGGCCCUGAUUUGUGCUUGCACGUUUGCAGUCUGCGGCAUGUCCGCCUGAAUUUAGCCAAGUAUGUUCGUUCGUGGUGAAAGAGACAGCUCCAGGCCUAGUAUAAAGUUUAAUUAUUAUUCGUUUGUUGCCUUGUCUUGCCUGUGUCUUCUGACUUCCUCUACAUCUUUCCCUUCAAAAAGGGUUGGUAAUUGAAAUUUGGAAACUGGCUGUACGAGUAGUAUCAGUUAUUAUAGCACCUCGCACCCAAGAUCAGAUUAUACAAUACAAGAUCAGGAUCUUGAAAACAAUAGUUCACUCUCUGAAAGGGCCUGACAUCUAUAUUUAUCUUCUGUAUCUGCCUGUAUGUGUUGAAUUUUACUGUGCUGCAAUAUUGCAAUAUGAUGUUUAUGUUAAAUCGCUCGCUUCUUGGACUUACUUUUGCUUUAGUUGUGUGUACAACUGUACAUUAUGCACUCACCAAGGUUCUCUCAGAUAUUCUAUCCUAAUAAAACACUGAAUUUCAUCUGAGCGUUUUUAGCACUUCCAGUAUUUUCAAGGGGCAUAAUAAUCUCUCUUGAGAGAUGAUUUGCAUCUCAAUUUUCUGAUCUUUCUCUACAUGCUUUCAUGGCUUUUCAACUUUUAUAUGCAGCCCUGUCCCAAGGGGUGCUUUAAUGCUCCGGUCGUACCUAAUUCAGAAGGUCAGAAUAUCUUGGCACCCGUCCUUCCAAUCGGUCACAUUGCUUCAAGGGCAUUCGCUUUCGCAGUUGCCGUGACUGGAAAAGAACAAAGGAAGUUCGAACCUGAUCUUCUGAGGAUUGUUGCUGCUUCUCCGCGAGGGAUCAUUGGUUUCCUUCAGGAUCAACUGCUGGCGGCAGCCGCUGCAGGAGGAGGCACAGCGAAGGGAAGGGAGGUGGCGGUGGGGCUCCUCAUUACGGCCUUUUCCCCAGCAGCACAGCUCACUCCAGCAGCGGCAGCGACUGCAGGGAAAGCAAAGCAAAGGAGCGGCACGCCAGCCAUCGCCAUGGCAGAGGAGAAGAAGAAGCACAAGCACAGCAAGCACAAGGAGAAGGACAAGGAGAAGAAGGACAAGGCCGGCGGCGCGGCGGCGGCGGCGGAGGCGAGCUUCAAGCCGUGCGGCGACGUGAAGGGCAUCCGCUUCGGCGGGCAGUUCAUCGUCAAGUCGUUCACGGUGCGUCGCGCGUCGCCGCUGGAGCUGCUCCGGCUGCUGGACAUCCCGCCGUCGUUCCUGAGCGAGCUGCAGAGCCUGCCGUUCCCGUCCACCACCGCCUACAUGCCCACCAGCUUCACCAUCCUGGCGCACCAGGCGUGGCACACGCUCACGCUCGGCCUCGGCACCAAGAAGUCCAAGGUGGUGCUCUUCGUGUUCGAGUCGGAGGCCAUGAAGGCGGCCGUGGACCAGCUGUGGCCGGCCAUGAUCCCGCUCGGGGACGUGAACAAGAAGCUCAUCCGCGGCCUCUCCGGCAGCGAGAUGGCGCGCUUCAAGUUCAGGAAGGGGUGCCUCACCAUCUACGUCUACGCCGUGCGCCGGCUGGGCGCCGCCGGCUUCGUGCGCGCCGACGACCUCAGGAGGAUACUGCAGGCCGUGGUGGAGCUCAAGGACUUCCUGGACCACACCGCCAUGCUCGCCAUGCCCAGUCAGAGGAGCAUCACCUUGCAGUCCCGGGGCACCGUGGCCCAAUGAUCCUGCUCCCGAUCGAUGGCCUCUUGCUCGAUCCAUUCCUGCAGCGCAGGUACUGUUAUUACUGGCUCGCAAUUCGCAAAGAGAUGUCUGAUUCUUUUGGGUUGGAUUAGUUUGUUUUUUCACUGUCGGUGUUCCCCUCCCCUGCCGGGAGCUGUAUAGAUCUAUAUGUCGAGCAAAAUCUUAAGCAUAGAAAUUUUCCCAAAGGAAAUGAUCUUACUCCACUUUUAGUAUACUCCUGCCUCUGAAAUUAUCCUUCAUCAAUGAAGAAGCCAUGUGCUCUGUUCUAUGACUAUGAGAGGCAUUUUCAUGUAGCAUUGUACUACAGCAGUUGUUGCCACA
Molecule: messenger RNA, 2382 nt
Organism: Triticum aestivum (bread wheat)
Lineage: Eukaryota; Viridiplantae; Streptophyta; Magnoliopsida; Poales; Poaceae
Exons: 3
Coding region: 958-2043 (361 amino acids)
Source: RefSeq, a predicted model, not a curated record